Molecule: messenger RNA, 360 nt
Organism: Miscanthus lutarioriparius
Lineage: Eukaryota; Viridiplantae; Streptophyta; Magnoliopsida; Poales; Poaceae
Source: the annotation of a GenBank genome assembly
AUGGGGCUUGGAGGCAAGCAGGACAGCACCCACCUGGUGUCCUUCCUCAUCGGCGCUGCUCUGCCCACAGCCAUUCUCUUCUUCCUGGCGUCCGACCGGCUCGGCGACGGCUUGUCAAGCAUCUCCAUGAGCUGGGGGAGCAGUGGAACCCGGCAGUCGGCUGGCCCGCGGGCUCAGGAGAGCGACAAUACUACUACUCAUGAUCAAGAGGUGGGAUUCGCAGGCCUAGCUGAGCUUCUGCCGAGAGUGGCCAUGGAGGACAGGACGGUGAUACUCACGUUGGUGAACGAGGCAUGGGCGCAGCCCGGCUCACUGCUGGACAUCUACCGUGAGAGCUUCAAGAACGGCGAGGACACAUAG